This is a messenger RNA of Tetrahymena thermophila SB210, 669 nucleotides long. RefSeq names its product transmembrane protein, putative. The record is from RefSeq and is a predicted model, not a curated record. Lineage: Eukaryota; Ciliophora; Oligohymenophorea; Hymenostomatida; Tetrahymenidae. The transcript has a single exon.
AACUAAAAAACAAAGAAAAUAACAAAAAUUAAUAAAAAAAAAUAACAAAAACAAUUUGAACAAUAAAUGCAAACUAGAACAAUAUAUUUAACAAUUCUAAUUGCUCUAAUAGGGUUUUCAAAUACCUAAUUUUUAGCAAAGGAAGCAUAGAAUUUUGGCGAUGAUCGUGUUUAAGUUCCUGACAUUUGCGAUGUCUAAAUUGCACUAAACUUAAAAUACCUCCUUUUAGAUGUGGUUGGGCAAUAAGUAUAAGAUGAAAAUGGACAUAAUUUUGUAAGAAUAAAUUUUAAUUUUUCUGUAAAGCAGCCAUCUAACCUUACAAAGACAUGCAUUUUUAAAUCAGUCAAAGACAUAUAUUACAUAGAUUAAAUGAAUUAGCUAGGAUAUUUUGAUAGUUAGGUCAAAAAAUAAACAGAACAAGGGCUUUACAUAUAAUUGCCUAUUAAUGAUAUUUAAAAUUAUGCAAUCUCUACUUCUACUAUAGCAAAUUAAGAUAAAAUAGGUUUUUCUAGCAUCUUAAAUCUUAAAUUGACUUUUGGAAAUACAAGAGUACCUGUGAGAGAGUACUAAAUCUAGUAUACAAUCGAUUAGCUUGCCAAUGCGUCUAUUUAAUUUAAAGAUUAAAAUAUAUCAUUUUAAAAUGCCUAAGUUGGUGUCAGAUUAGUCUGA